Messenger RNA from Oncorhynchus keta (chum salmon), 1461 nucleotides. Its product is annotated as titin-like. The record is from RefSeq and is a predicted model, not a curated record. Lineage: Eukaryota; Metazoa; Chordata; Actinopteri; Salmoniformes; Salmonidae. The transcript is spliced from 10 exons. Bases 1 to 1461 code for a protein of 486 amino acids.
AUGGUGUCCGGGGCGGGAGUGAGUGACGUGGGGAUGGAGACCGUCUUCACCGUCUUCGAAGAGAACUGGAGGAAAGGCUACGCGAGUUAUCCCGUCUAUGUGGCAGCUCGGCCUAUCAGUGGAGCGUCCGUCCAUUACCAACAGUCUGGCACCAGCAUCUACUGUUCUGAUAAGACCAUCGAGGCUGCCGAGGCUCUGCUGCACAUGGACUCUGUUACCAGCCUGAGAGGAGACCGCAGCCCAGAGGAACCAGAUCCCAUCCAGGAAGAAGAAAGGUAUUCAGGACACGGAUUCACCCUCCAGAGGAACCAGAGCCUGACCACCGACCUGACAGGAAGGAAGGUUAGUGAUGAGGACACGGAGGUCACCCUCCUAGAGGAACCAGAGCCUGACCACAGACCUGUCAGGAAGGUUAGGGAUGAGGACCACCCUCCUAGAGAACCAGAGCCUGACCACCGACCUGUCAGGAAGGUUAGUGAUGAGGACACGGAGGUCACCCUCCUAGAGGAACCAGAGCCUGACCACCGACCUGUCAGGAAGGUUAGUGAUGAGGACACGGAGGUCACCCUCCUAGAGGAACCAGAGCCUGACCACCAACCUGUCAGGAAGGUUAGUGAUGAGGACACGGAGGUCACCCUCCUAGAGGAACCAGAGCCUGACCACCAACCUGUCAGGAAGGUUAGUGAUGAGGACACGGAGGUCACCCUCCUAGAGGAACCAGAGCCUGACCACCGACCUGUCAGGAAGGUUAGUGAUGAGGACACGGAGGUCACCCUCCUAGAGGAACCAGAGCCUGACCACAGACCUGUCAGGAAGGUUAGUGAUGAGGACACGGUCACCCUCCUAGAGGAACCAGAGCCUGACCACAGACCUGUCAGGAAGGUUAGGGAUGAGGACACGGAGGUCACCCUCCUAGAGGAACCAGAGCCUGACCACAGACCUGUCAGGAAGGUUAGGGAUGAGGACACGGAGGUCACCCUCCUAGAGGAACCAGAGCCUGACCACAGACCUGUCAGGAAGGUUAGUGAUGAGGACACGGAGGUCACCCUCCUAGAGGAACCAGAGCCUGACCACCAACCUGUCAGGAAGGUUAGUGAUGAGGACACGGAGGUCACCCUCCUAGAGGAACCAGAGCCUGACCACCGACCUGUCAGGAAGGUUAGUGAUGAGGACACGGAGGUCACCCUCCUAGAGGAACCAGAGCCUGACCACCGACCUGUCAGGAAGGUUAGGGAUGAGGACACGGAGGUCACCCUCCUAGAGGAACCAGAGCCUGACCACCGACCUGUCAGGAAGGUUAGUGAUGAGGACACGGAGGUCACCCUCCUAGAGGAACCUGACCACCAACCUGUCAGGAAGGUUAGUGAUGAGGACACGGAGGUCACCCUCCUAGAGGAACCAGAGCCUGACCACAGACCUGUCAGGAAGGUUAGUGAUGAGGACACGGAGUCACCCUCCUAG